UGGCUCUGGACGAGGGAUUCAGCGCUGAGAGCGAUGGAGGCAGCAGCGAAGCUGAAGGAGACGCAGACAAGGAGGCAGAGCAGGAGGAGGAGAGCAAGGAGGAGCAGGAGGAGGAGCAGAGAGAGGAGAUGACAGAAGAGAUAACAGAAGAAGAAGAGACAAGUGGACAGGAGGAGGAGAAACAGAUGGAGGAGGAGGAGGAGAAGGCAGAAGAGAAAGAAGAGAACAGAUUCACAGCUGAUGAAGAGUGUGUGAUCAUUGAACCUGAAGCUGGAGCAGCACCUCCUGCCUCCUCUCAGAGCACGGAGGAGGUGGCCGACUCGCUCCUCCACCUCGGCCGAGUGACCGACAGCAGCAGCGACGCUCCGCAGCCUGUUGCUGUGGCGACCGGGGAGGACGUCGCCAUGGCAGCCGCACAGGGUGAAGAAGUGAAGGAUGAGCAGGAGGAGGAGGAGGAGGAGGAGGCACACAGAGUUCAAGUAUCGGAAGAGUCAUGUGUUGUGGAGAAGGAGGCAGCUGAAGAGGAGGAAGAGGAGGAGGAAGAGGAGGAGAGGAGGAAGAACCAGAUGAGCCCCGAGGAGCAGAAACAUGUGACCCAAGACGUCCAGCAGGAGCAGAUCAAAGAUGAAGGAGAGCAGAAAGAGGAGCAGGAGGAGGAGGAGGAGGAGGAGGUGGCAGCACUUGCACAGCAGAGCCAGGAGGAAGAGGAGGAGGAAGAGGAGGAGGAGCAGGAGGAGGAGCACAGGGAGGUGAAGCAGGUUUCACCCAUCAGUGACGCGCCCAGCGCCAUCAGCACCAUCACCAGCACCGCCGCAGCUCAGGGAAGCCUCACCACGGCUGAAGACCAGCGGGUCGGACCCCCGGAGGACUACAGUCCCCUGGAGGACUACAACUCCCACAAGUACGACUCCCACAAAGCGCUUCAGAACUACAAACCCAGCCCCCCUUUAAGCCUGGGCUCCCACAGGGCCAGCCCCCUGGAGGACUUCUUCCCCGGCCUCCGAGGGGAGAACUUUAAGCUCCUGGCCGCGGCGCCCUCGGCCUCGCCGGACGUCAUCGAGGUCCGGUCGGACCGGUCCGAGGAGGAGCGGGACUUCGAGGACGUGGACGGAGACGACGAGCGGGACGACGAGGACAGCCUGUCGCAGCGCUCCACGGUGACGGACGAGUCGGAGAUGUUCGACCUGAGCAGAGGGAACCUGGGCCUCCUGGAGCAGGCCAUCGCCCUGAAGGCGGAGCAGGUGAAGCCGGCCGGGCCGCGGGAGCUGCUGCGCGCCCCCGACAUCCACCACCAGCGCUACUUCACCAUGGACGACAGGCCCAAACACCUGGACGUCCUCCGCAAGAGCUACUUCAGCAAAGAGAGCAGUAAGCCAGAGAAGAGGGAGAUCAAGUGUCCCACCCCGGGCUGUGAUGGGACGGGUCAUGUGACUGGUCUUUACCCCCACCACCGCAGCCUGUCAGGCUGUCCACACAAGGACAGGAUCCCCCCGGAGAUCCUGGCCAUGCAUGAGAAUGUGCUGAAGUGUCCGACCCCCGGCUGCACCGGUCAGGGCCACGUUAACAGCAACCGCAACACACACCGCAGUCUUUCUGGAUGCCCUAUUGCUGCUGCAGAGAAGCUGUCGAAGGGCCACGAUAAGCAGCUUCUGUCUCAGCCAGGCAGCGAGCACCUCAAAGGAAGUCCCAACGACAGAGUGUUGAGGCCCAUGUGCUUUGUGAAGCAGCUGGAGGUGCCCCAGUACGGCAGCUACCGGCCCAACAUGGCGCCGGCCACGCCCCGCGCCAACCUGGCCAAGGAGCUGGAGAAAUACUCCAAGGUGUCCUUCGAUUAUGCAAGUUUUGACGCUCAAGUGUUCGGGAAGCGUAUGCUUGCUCCAAAGAUGCCCACCAGCGAAACGUCACCGAAAGCCUUCAAAACUAAGCCCUCCUUCCCCAAGUCGCCCCCCUCCCCCAGCCUCAGUCUCCAUGGUUACGGGAAGAGCUCCGCCCUGGCCUACGACUACUCCCACGACGCCGAGGCGGCUCACAUGGCCGCCACCGCCAUCCUCAACCUGUCGACUCGCUGCUGGGAGAAACCUGAGAACCUCAGCACCAAACCCCACAGCAAGGAGAUGGACAUCGAGGUGGAUGAGAACGGGACCCUGGACCUGAGCAUGAAGAAGCCCAUCAAACGGGAGGGCAGCCUGUCGGGCACCAGCCCCGGGGUCCGCUCCCCGGACCCUUCGUCCUCCUCCUCUUCCUCACUGCACCACGGGGGGAGCAGCGGGAUGACGUCACCGAACCUCCUCGGCUACAAGCAGGAGGAGUGGGAGGGGCCUCUGGAUUACACCAAACCCAACCGCCAGAGGGAGGAGGAGCUGGACGAGAUGGAGCACACCGGCCAGUCGUUCGUCUCGUCCGACCCGGAGGACUGUGAUAUGAUGCAGGACUGUCUGGAGGACAGGAAGUACCCCGGAGAGGUCACCACCCCGAGCUUCAAAGUAAAGUUCCAGCCCAAGGACAGCAAGAAAGAGCUGCUCUCGUGUCCUACACCUGGCUGUGAUGGCAGCGGCCACAUCACUGGAAACUACGCGUCCCAUCGCAGUCUGUCUGGGUGUCCUCUAGCUGAUAAGAGCCUCCGCUCCCUCAUGGCGGCCCACACCCCUGAACUCAAAUGUCCCACUCCAGGAUGUGACGGCUCGGGUCACAUCACAGGGAACUAUGCCUCCCACAGAAGUCUCUCUGGGUGCCCGCGUGCCAAGAAAAGUGGAAUUAAAACUCCUACCAAGGACAACCAGGAGGACUCCGAGCUUUUAAAAUGUCCGGUACCAGGCUGUGACAGUCUGGGUCACAUCAGUGGGAAGUACGCCACGCACCGUAGCGCCUACGGGUGUCCGCUGGCGGCCCGCCGGCAGAAGGAGGGUCUCCUCAACGGGACGCCGUUCAACUGGAAGGCCUUUAAGACAGAGGGGCCGACAUGUCCCACCCCGGGGUGUGACGGCUCGGGACACGCUAACGGAAGCUUCCUCACUCACCGCAGCCUCUCAGGAUGCCCCAGAGCCUUGUACGCCAAGAAGAAGGCCAAGUUCCCGUCAGAGGACUACCUGAGCACCAAGUUCAGAGCCAGCGACGUUUUGGACAAUGACGAGGACAUCAAGCAGCUCAACAAAGAGAUUAACGACCUCAACGAGUCCAACAACGAGAUGGAGGCCGACAUGGUCAACCUGCAGACUCAGAUCUCGUCCAUGGAGAUGAACCUGAAGAGCAUCGAGCACGAGAACAAGAUGAUCGAGGAGCAGAACGAGGCUCUGUUCAUGGAGCUGUCGGGUCUGAGCCGCGCCCUGAUCCGCAGCCUGGCCAACAUACGCCUGCCCCACAUGCAGGAGCCAAUCACGGAGCAGAACUUUGACAGCUACGUGAGCACGCUGACCGACAUGUACACCAACAAGGACUGCUUCCAGAGCCCCGAGAACAAAGCUCUGCUGGAGAGCAUCAACAAAGCUGUGAAAGGCAUCAAAGUCUGACGCUCGCCGCAACACACACAGCAUGCAAAACUGUCCUGGAGCACAGGAGCAUGACGCAGGAGGAGGAGGAGGAGGAGGAGGAGGAGGAGGAGGAGGAGACGCAGGAGGAGGAGAUUACCGACCGAGAGAUGUUGAAAUACUCGACAAUAUAUUGAAAUAUGGUUCAAAAACAAAAAAGGGAAUUCAGGUUAUUUAAAUAAAUGGCAACUUAAAAAAAAAAAAAAACCAACCCAGGGAGCACUCUGUUAAAAGAAAAAAGUGACGCGGACCAAAAUAAUCCACACCUGCUGCUGCUGGGAAACAGGAGGAGAAGAGGAGGAGAUCCUUCAGUCAGAGAAGAAGAAGAAGAGGAGGAGAAACUAGAAGCAUCUGGGGUUUAUUAUUAUUAUUAUUAUCAAUACGCUGUUUGUUUACCUGUUGUCUCUUUGUGUCCUAACUGUUGUUGGAGAGUCAAUAAUCAGUUAUUAACGGUUCAGAUCAAACUGAAACACGGAGGAACAGGAGCAGGAUUUACUCUGAGACGUGAAGAGGAGCUGAAGCUUCACUGUGUGUGUUUAAAGUGUGUGUGACUGCAGAAGAUUGACCACACACACACACACACACACACACACACACACACACACCCCUGCAAUAUGAAGCAUGCACGACAUGCAGUAUGAAGCAUGUGUGUUUGCUUUAAUGCGGCAAAGAUGCAAAAGAUGUCAACGGUGCAAUGUUGACGGGAAGAAAUGUUUAAAAGUUGAGGAGACGCGACGGAACAGUGUCGGCGGCUUUUAUUUUUUAAACGGGAUAUCAUGAUUUUAAAAAGCAGCAGAUGAAUACUUUUAUUAUUUUUGUUUUUGUUUUCCUUUGAACUGAAAUGAUAAUAGUGAUAGUGUGCACACAUUUCAAAUUCAGUUAGUCAUAUCAAUAGUAUUUAUCGACAUAGGAAUUGCACUUCAUUUCGAUUUUUAAUAGUUUUUUGUGGUACAAUAAUUAUUAUUGUUAUUAUAUAUGAAUUAUUUAAAUUGUGAUCUUUUAAAUUGUAACUUAUUAUUGCCAUUUAUGUUAUUGAGGUUUAUUUAUUUGAAGCAAUCUAUUUAUUAACUUUUUUUUGUAUCACUCACACACACACACACACACAGAUAAACACACACACACACACACACACACACACACACUGAUUCUCAUGUCAAAGCGAUUUGCAGAUGUCUCGAUAUUUUAAGAAUCUAUAUAGAUAAACUGACGAGGCAUAUUUUCUUUUGAGUACUUUUUAAAAACCUUUUUAAGUGCAGAUGUUUUAUAACUAACAAAAUCUUUUGAUAAUUUUACAAGAAAAAAAACAAACGUUAUCUUUUGGGGUUGUUCUUGAUUUUCUCAUUUGUGUUUUUUUUUAUGUUCUUUUUUCUCUUACUGCUACGUUAACAAACCCACUGCUGAGAAAAAAAGAAAGAAAGUAUGUAUUUAUUAUUUAUUUAAUAUGAAAGAAAUUGACUGAUAUGGCUGUAUAUUUAUUUUGUUAUUUAUUUGCGUGAUGUUGAGUCUGAGUAGUCUUAAAGAUCCAUUGCUAAUAUUUAAAUAAAGAAACAAAAUCAAUACAAAUACUGUUUGAUUACUUAGGCUUAUACCAGCAGCUGAUUGUAAAAAGACAAAAAAACAAGCCAACAAAAGCAAAAUCACUGCACUGCAACAAAAAAAAGGUCUAAAAACCAGAUAAAAGCAGUAAAU
Molecule: messenger RNA, 5213 nt
Organism: Centropristis striata (black sea bass)
Lineage: Eukaryota; Metazoa; Chordata; Actinopteri; Perciformes; Serranidae
Gene: myt1b
Product: myelin transcription factor 1b
Biological process (GO): regulation of transcription by RNA polymerase II
Cellular component (GO): nucleus
Molecular function (GO): RNA polymerase II cis-regulatory region sequence-specific DNA binding; zinc ion binding; DNA-binding transcription factor activity, RNA polymerase II-specific
Source: RefSeq, a predicted model, not a curated record